GCCCUCAGAAUAGCAAGAGCGACGGCAUCGAGGCCAGCAGUAUGGUCAUCAUGUCGUCGCUAUGCUACUGAGUCGGCCACUGCAGCCAAACAGAGCAAGAAGCUGGCCGAUCUCAUCUCCGACUCGAUCAAGGCAGCUGGUCCCAUAUCGGUAGCUACCUUCAUGCGCACCUGCCUACUCGAUCCAGCUCAAGGAUACUAUGCAUCAGCCAACGCCCCUGGCCAGCAAGAGGCGCUCGAGGAGCAUGGUGGGAGGGAUGUGCUCGGUGCGAGGGGAGACUUUAUCACUAGCCCAGAGAUCAGUCAGGUCUUUGGAGAGCUCCUCGCCGUCUACUUUGUCUCAAGAUGGCAGGCCUCCUCCUCCCCAACGUCGCUGCGCCUCAUCGAGUUUGGACCGGGAAAGGGAACUCUCCUCGCAGAUAUGAUCAGAACCUUCUCCCGUUUUCCACUCCUCUCACACCUCAAGACAAUUCACCUCGUCGAGACUUCCGAGGGGCUGAUGCGCCUCCAACUCUCUGCCAUCGAAUCAGCUCUCGCCGCAGCAGGUAAGCGCAUCGCCAUGCCUCGAAAUGAUGGCAGCUCUCAAGCCGCAGAUGAGGUGCACGUCGAGUACUUCCCUCACGUCGAUGCCGUGCCUAUCGACCCGAGCCAGUGGACGAUGCUGGUUGCGCAUGAAUUCUUUGACGCUCUACCAAUUCACAUCUUUGAGAGGACUGUGAGCGGAUUCAGGGAGCUCUUGGUCGAUGUACAGCAUCAGCAGCGUCAGGCUGCCAGUGGUGGCGUGCAAGAGCAGAGGCAGUCCGGCGUGACGACGAUCAAGGUGUCCGACCUGAGGAGCAGCAGCAGCAGCAGCAGCAAUAGCAGCAAAGAGGGUGGUAAGGACGCCACCGCUGCCGCCUCGUCAUCCACCUCUACGCCCUCAUCUCCCGCCUUUCGCUACGUGCUCAGCCCCACGGAGACCCCUUGGACAAAGCUCCUCGCCUCCUCCAACCCACGCUUCCAACGCCUUCAACCAGGGCAGCGCGUCGAAAUCUCACCAGAAUCGUGGGCUACGGCAAGAAGGAUCGGCGAGCUUGUGGCGGGAAAGAAGGCAAAGCCGGCGCCAGGUCAAGAGUCGGACGCAGCACCAUCAAAGGAGCCGGACGAGUCCGCAUCCUCAGGCCCCUCCCAGGGCGGCGCAGGCUUAAUUGUCGACUACGGCGACAGCAAAGCCUUUGGGGGGUCUUUCCGUGCCUUCAAAUCGCACAAAAUCGUCGAUCCUCUCACCAAUCCGGGAACCGCCGACCUCACAGCGAAUGUGGACUUCUCUUACCUCUCCACCGCGCUCGCCACUACCGAGGCAAAGGGCAUGGGCCCCAUGUUCCAAGCUCAUUUCCUUGCCAGCUUGGGACUCGAGCCUCGCGUGGGGGCAUUGAUGAAUGCCGUGGGAGACAAUGACGAGAGGAAGAAGGUCAUCGAGGGAGCGGCUAAGCGACUGGUGGACCCAACGGGGAUGGGAGCGCAGUACAAGGUCUUGGGAGUACAUGCGAAUGCAGAGGGGCGUGAAGGGGAAGACGGCGAGGUGUACCCGUUCGACUCAUUCCCUAGCAGCGAUGGGCGGGCAGCUAAUCCGCCAACGAAGGGACAGGAGGCAGCAGCAUCGUCACCACCACCAGGAAGCGGCAAGACAUAGGCGAAUAAAUAAAUCGUAAUUUUAACACAUCGUCGUCGCCCGCGUGCUCACGGGCAGUAGGUGAUCGUAAAGGUCGUCCCAAGCGGGCUAUUCCGGUCAGCCUCAGAGUCAUAGGGCUGAUUGUAGCUCUGACUUGGGUCGCAAGACACGGACUUGCAGACGACCGUCUGUCCUUUGUUGUCUGUGAUGGACUGGCCGACAUUGAUGCUCGAGUCGACGUGUGAGAG
Messenger RNA from Jaminaea rosea, 1898 nucleotides. Its product is annotated as DUF185-domain-containing protein. Gene Ontology annotation, biological process: mitochondrial respiratory chain complex I assembly. NCBI's taxonomy places the organism in Eukaryota, Fungi, Basidiomycota, Exobasidiomycetes, Microstromatales. Gene Ontology annotation, cellular component: mitochondrion. Gene Ontology annotation, molecular function: protein-arginine omega-N symmetric methyltransferase activity. The record is from RefSeq and is a predicted model, not a curated record. Bases 163 to 1671 code for a protein of 502 amino acids. The transcript is spliced from 4 exons.